UUAACAUGAAUAUGAUCAGGAUUACACCAUCUGUUUUUGACAAGCACCGUGAGCCCCCCUCCUCUCCUCUUACAGCUCUCGGUGGUGUUUCUGUCUGCCCGCAAUGUCUGAAAGCCACUGAUGAUAACAUUCGACUCCGGAAUAAGUUCCUGCAACCACGUCUCGGUGAAACACAUGAUACUGCAUUCUCUAUACUCCCUCUGACUCCCCACCAUUGCUCCCAGUUCGCCCAUCUUGUUUACUAAGGACCUCACAUUCCCCAUAAUGAUCGAAGGAAGAUAGGGUUUAAAACUCCUCUUCGCCUUUCGCGUCGCACCAGCCCUAAAGCCUCGGCUUUUCCUCCUCAGCUCCUCCGGAACUGAUGGCUUCUCUCCAGAAAUGUGUCGAUACCUCAGUUUCCUGUUUCUUGUUUCAGCAGUGCUGUUUAGGGAUGUUGUUUUCUCCGAGGUGUGCACCAAAACUGAUGUGAAGGACUGUAAUGACUGCAUAACCUCGGGAGCCUUUUGUGUGUGGUGUAAGAAACUGAAUUUCACCAAACCCGGAGAGCCAGACUCAGCACGUUGUGACACCAAAGAAGCACUAGAGAAGUUAGGCUGUCACAGUACAGACACUGUCAAUCCUAAUAGUUACCACACUCUGGAAAAGAACAUUUCUCUAAACAAUGGAAAAUCUCCUGUUCAGCUCGCACCUCAGGAAGUCAAAAUGGUGCUACGACCUGGCAGGUCAAACACUUUCUCUGCCGUAUUUAAGAGAGCACAAGGCUACCCAGUGGAUCUGUAUUACCUCAUGGACCUCUCCUACUCCAUGAAAGAUGACUUGAAAAAUGUAAAAACACUCGGAGAACACAUCUUAAAUGCUCUGAAGGAUAUUACACUUCAUGCAAAGAUAGGGUUUGGAUCUUUUGUGGACAAGACUGUUCUACCAUACACAAAUACCAACCCAGAGAAACUCAAGAAACCAUGCCCCCAAGAGGAACUGUCAUGUCAGCCAGCAUUUGGCUAUAAACAUGUGCUGAGCCUGACAAGUGAUGAAAAUCGUUUUAAUCAGGAAGUAUCGCGGCAGUUCAUCUCAGGAAACCUUGACAUACCUGAGGGAGGCCUGGACGCUAUCAUGCAAGCUGCAGUCUGUGGGGAUAAGAUUGGCUGGGGGAAUAAUACCCGCCUUCUGGUCUACGCCUCUGAUGCUGGAUUCCAUAUGGCUGGUGAUGGGAAACUUGGUGCCAUUCUUACCCCGAAUGAUGGGAAAUGUCAUUUGGAGAAUAAUCGCUACACCAAAAGUGAUGAACUGGACUACCCUUCUGUUGGGCAGCUGGCGCAGAAAUUAUCAGAGAAUAACAUCCAGCCCAUUUUUGCAGUGACAGAUAAUGUACAAAAUGUAUAUAAGGACCUAAGCACAAUGAUUCCAAAGUCUGCAGUUGGUGUGCUAUCAAGUGACUCCAGUAACAUCGUAUCUCUAAUUCAAGGUGCCUAUGAUAGUCUUUCCUCAACUGUAAUUCUAGAGCACAACCGACUACCAGAGAAUGUUAAAGUCACAUACAAAUCAAAAUGUAGUGAUGGUUCAGUAGCAAGUGGGGACAGAGGAAUUUGUAACAAUGUGAAAAUUAAUGAUGAGAUUAUUUUUGAGGUGACAGUAACAGCAGAGAAAUGCAUAGAGCCCCAGUCCUUUGAGAUCAGACCUCUGGGGUUCACAGAGACACUGACUGUGAAAAUAGAAACACGCUGUAAGUGCGAAUGUGAUGAAGCCUUGGAAACUAACAGUCCAUACUGCAGUGGGAGUGGAUAUAUUAAAUGCGGAAUAUGCGGAUGCAAUCAAGGUUUUAACGGCCAGAGGUGUGAGUGCAAAAUCGGAGACAAGUCCGAGAGAGACCUGACCCAGGCUUGUCAGCGAGACAACGGCACCAUCUGCUCGGGGUUCGGAGACUGCGUGUGCGGCAUCUGCAACUGCCACGCGAGCGAAGAUGGCCGAAAGAUCUACGGGAAGUACUGCGAGUGCGACGACAGGAGCUGCGAGCUGCACGACGGCAAGAUUUGCGGAGGUCACGGAAAAUGUGACUGCGGAAAGUGCAUCUGCGACCCUAACUAUGAAAGCAGCGCGUGCCAGUGCUUGAAAUCUACUGAGAACUGCAAGAACUCCCGGGGGAAUGUGUGCAGUGGCAGAGGCCGCUGUGAGUGCAACGUGUGCCAGUGCCAGGCAGGAUACAAGACUCCCUAUUGCGAAGAGUGCGCGGCCUGCCCGUCACCCUGCCCGAAAUAUGCACCUUGUAUUGAAUGUCUGGGGUUCAACACUGGCCCAUUCAGUAAGAAUUGCAGUGAGUCAUGUAGGAAUAUCAUCAAACAUCAGAUAAAGGAGGAUGUGGGAACUAAGAAGGUUUGCAAAGAAAAAGACACCGAAAACUGCUGGAUGAUCUUCAUAAUGAAGGAACUUGAUGGCCAGAAUAUGUAUGAAGCCUUGAUCAAAAAGGAAAGAGAAUGUCCUGAGCCACCCAACAUUGCUGCCAUUGUGGGGGGUACGGUAGCUGGAGUAGCCCUCAUUGGCUUUGCACUGCUGCUCAUCUGGAAACUGAUAACAUCUUGGAUGGACCUGAAGGAAUAUCAAAAAUUUGAAAAAGAAAAGCAGAAGCAGAAAUGGAGUAAUGCUGAUAAUCCACUUUUCAAGGGUGCCACCACAACUGUAAUGAACCCCAAUUUCUCUGGUGAAUGAACAUUUACAUAAUGUUAUUACAAAAAGAAACUACAUAAUUAAUUACAAAAUAAUGGUUCUUUUUUAUUCUUUAAACUAUUUGAAGCUUAAAUAAUAUACAGUAAUAUACUGUUGUAUUUGCAGUGCUACCACUGAAUGAUAAAUUCGUAAGAUUUUAAUUUGGGCCAAUUAAAAAUUUACAUCUAGCACAUAGCAGCUGUAAGAUGGUGCAUCAGUUUAACACCAUUAUAGUCUAAUACAAUAUAAUGUUUAAAAAAUAAAGAUCAGAAUUAUACUUAUUUAUGUAUAAAUAACAUUUUCACAAAUUUCUUUUGGUUAUUCCAAGUUAAAUGUUUGCUUUCUUAUUAUAAACAUACAAAGCAUCAUUGCACUGUAAUUGGGUUUUAUGCUUGCAUACUAUUUUGGAAUAUAAUAUUAUAUUGUUUAAUCUCUGAAUUACGUGGAGUGUUUUAGCAUUUUUUCUCAUAUGAAUGCUACCUUAUGUUAUGCCUGUACAGAUUCUGAAAAUGCAUCAUGCAUGCAUAGCAUCAGUCCAGAGUGCACCAUACAUUUUGAAUUAUCCUCUAGUCUACGAGUACCAGUGCAUGCAUCACCAGUCUGAUCUCCAUUCCUGAUAAAUUGAUAGCAGUAUGCAAAACAAAUAAUCAAAGCACACGUCCUAUGAAUGUAAUUCUUAGUUUCACAACUCUAGUCUCCUGAGGGUUCUGGAUUUUACCUAACCAACCUCCUGAUUGCUGAGGUAUAUUGAAACUUUAAUUGAACUAUUUUCUUUAUGUGCUAUGGUAACUAUAAACUUUUAAUAUUUUUCUAAUUCAUUAUAAAUACACAUUGUACAAAAACCACCAUAAUAAUUAAGCAUCCACACUUCUGUAGGGAUCCAACUCCUAUAAAUCCUGACAUAUACAGCAUACAGAAAGUGUACAUUUUAAAGAAGUGAAAUUUGGAAUUGGGUGGAACAGAAGCUAGAAAAGCAGGACUGAAAAGCUACUCUAUAUUUCCGAUGAAUUGUGGCACAGAAGUGGCCCACUGCCUUCUGUUUCCAGCUUUGUUUCACCUAGUAUUUGCAUUUGUCUAGCAACAGCACAAAAAUGAGGGGGCCUCGUUUUAUUUAGAAUUAAUUCUAUUAAAGUUUAGGAUUAGUACUUAAUGAAAAGAACAUGAAAAUGUUACAAACAAGCUGAUUGGUUGCUCGUGGCUUUCUAGAAUCUCUCCCAGCCAAUGAAGGAUUUCAGAAUAUCAAUUUGUACUAAAGAGGGCAGGGUAGAUUGUUUCAGAUUCUUGUACCCAUUUGCGUUAUGAGCAUUGGAAUUGAAAAACUGUCAGUAUAUAGACAUUUCCAGAAUAACUUGCAUUUUCUAAAUCAUUUAAGGGCAUGAGCUUAAUGUUGAUUCUUGGUGUUUGUUGAAUAAUUCUGCAGUGUAAAUGUAGGCCACUACUUAGAUUUUGAGAGAGCAACGGU
Messenger RNA from Lepisosteus oculatus (spotted gar), 4159 nucleotides. It is a transcript of the gene itgb2, whose product is annotated as integrin, beta 2. The record is from RefSeq and is a predicted model, not a curated record. Gene Ontology annotation, cellular component: focal adhesion; cell surface; integrin complex. Lineage: Eukaryota; Metazoa; Chordata; Actinopteri; Semionotiformes; Lepisosteidae. Gene Ontology annotation, biological process: cell-matrix adhesion; integrin-mediated signaling pathway; cell migration. Gene Ontology annotation, molecular function: amyloid-beta binding; integrin binding.